AUGACUCGUAAAGAUCGACGAACAGCGGAAGGUAGGCAGCAGGCACAGCGUUUUGACCUUGGCACCUGGAAGGGUCUCGCCCCACGUAUUAUGUCUGAGACGCAACAACUCAUGCUCCUCACCCUUCAACUCAUCAUGUGGCGCUGCGUCUUUUCAGAAUCCUUCGACUCAUCAUGUGGAGCUGCAUCUUGUCAGAAUCCUUCAGACGACAAGGACGGCCUGGCAAAGGCCCAUGCAGCUGACGAUGUCGAUCGAACUCGGGAAGUGCCCGAGAGCUUCCCCCUGGUGGGUCGGAACGUGUCCCCAGACUGA
Molecule: messenger RNA, 312 nt
Organism: Penicillium atrosanguineum
Lineage: Eukaryota; Fungi; Ascomycota; Eurotiomycetes; Eurotiales; Aspergillaceae
Product: Esterase SGNH hydrolase-type subgroup
Exons: 1
Coding region: 1-312 (103 amino acids)
Source: RefSeq, a predicted model, not a curated record